UCAAUCUCGCUCGCUCGCUCGCGGGGAGCGCCGUGACUUUUUUGUAGUCGCCGCAAACUCAUCGACCGUUCCGAUCGAGUCGCGGCAGCCGCGUCCCGAAACAAAGGAUUCCUUUCAAAAACAUGUAAAUUGUGACACAAAGCACACAUAUAAUACAGUCUAGUGUUCCAAUAGUCCUUAACUAGUAGAUUUGGGGCUGUAAAUCCUCUUCCCAUCAUCGGAACGGGGCGUACGAUAUCGAUAUCGACCUAGUGCGCCAGUGUUUAUGUUUAGUAAAGUGGGUAUCUUUCGGUGUUUGUUUUGCAAACAGUGAGAUAAAAGUAUCAUCAGUUAGUUGUUCGGUUAUGUAGUGUUGUUGUGCCGAAGAUGUCAGUGAGGAUGUGGGUGUUGUUGGCGUUGUUGGCGCUGGCGGGCGCGGAGAAGCCUGCCGGGGAGUCUUUUUUGAGUGACAUCAGCCGGACACUGCGCUCGGAGAUGGACAACGUGCUGAAAAUGGCGGAUGUGAUGUACUCCCGGCCUGAUAUCAACACGACAUACGUGGCGAGCGUGGAGUUCGAUAUGAGAGCCAUGGGGCCGCUGUACAACCACACGGGGCUCGUCAUCGACGUCAUCGCCAACAAGCAGGCCUACCCUGAAGGAAUCGUGUCAGUAUCAGACGGGCACCUCGAGAUCGCGAGCCCGCAGGAGAACUGGCGCGUGCUACUCGCACACUACGCGGGGCCGACAGCGUUCGUCGUUGUCGCCGUUCUACUGGCCGCCGCGCUGCCGCUCGCCGGACUGUUCUGGUGCUGCUGCUACUGGUGCCGCUCAGGGCGUCGGAGGCGCACGUUCGACCGCAAGUACGACGCGUGCCUCAAGGGCUUGCUGGCUAUUGUGCUCAUAGGGCUGCUGACACUUUUCUUGUUCGGAGUAGUAUGCGCAUUCGCGACUGACGAACAGCUCGACCGAAGCGCGAGCGAAGCACCCAACGCCGUCCGCUCCGGCAUCAAGGACACGAAAGCUUAUCUCAACGCAACACAAGCCCACGUUCGAUGGCUCCUCGUCAACAACUAUGCCGAACUCGAAAGGACACUAGACAACCUCCUUACAAAUAGCGGCACGACGGUAUCAAGAAAACUAGGGGAGUUCUCGCACGCGGUUUCCGUGACUACGCUAUACAAUAUGGUGCAGCAACUGGACACAGUGCAGGCAGAUUUGAAGAGCGUCCACAACAUCACGUCUAUGCUGCGGAAUAACGCUGAACUGCUCAACUCUGGUCUACGCAAAGUGAAAGCUCAACUGCUCCAGACCCUGGCCAAGUGCGAACAGCCCCAGUGCAUCCGUCUGCAGGAGAAAUACAAGAUUGGACAACUCGACACCGACAUACACUAUAGCCAGAUGCUUGACAAAUACUUCCCGACGAUGCCGGACGUCUCCGAGUUGCUGAACAACGUGACGGAGCUUCUGGACAGCCAUAUUAAAGCAGACGUUGAGGAAGGACAGCAGGUCUUCGCCAACAUCCAGGCCGGCAUCCAGCAAUCCGUUGACGACCAUAUUCCCAAUGUCAAGGAGGCGCUCGCUGAGACCGGACGCAAGCUCAAAAAGAUGGCGGACCGCGUGACAGCCCUCUCCAACAACGCAUCGGCAAUAAUUGAAGAGCACAGCGCGGGCGUCGCGGACCACGUGCAACAAUACUACGACGCGUACGGCCCUUACCGCCGCCACGCGGGCCGGGCUGCUGCCGCCUCUCUGCUACUGAUCACGUGUAUGAUGGUUUGGGGGCUGGUGUGCGGCGUGUGCGGCAAGCGGCCCGACGUGUACGGCGCCAGCGACUGCUGCAACAAGGGCGCCGGCUCGCGUUGUCUGCUGUGUGGCAUGGGCGUGAUGUUCAUCGUGGGCGGGGUGGUGUCCCUCGUGAUGGCGAUCUACUUCGUGGUCGGCGUCAGCUCGCAGCGGUUCCUUUGCGAUCCACUCACAAACCCUCAAGGCAACCGCCUAUUUGAAGAGCUGGACCGUUUCGUGGACCUGGAGAACUACAUGUUCAACGAACGCCGUGACCCAGACUUCAACAUGUCGCGGGUGCUUACUUAUUGCCACAGGAACCAAAGUCUUAUGCAGACCCUCCAGCUGCACCGCCUCAUCGACCUGGAGGCCCUCAAGCAGCAGGCGGCGCAGGCCGUGCAGCGCCGCGCGGCCGCGCUGCGCCCCACCUUCCCCGGCCACGGCCGCCCCGUCACCAUCCUCAAGCCGCAAGCCAAGCUCAAGCUGACCCGCCUAGCCGAAUCCGGAUUGUCGGACUUCGACUUUGAUCGCAUACUUCACGCGCUGGAAACUAACAUGACGAACCUGUCGCUGGACACAUUAGCGACGCAACUCGACGCAACAGCUAACUCGCUCGUCGACCGCUCUGGCUUCGUGCGAGUUUCCAUAGAACUACGAGACGCGGCGGUGAUGUUGACGGCGUAUCAUACUAACAUCGUCACACCCAUGCUCGAACACACGAGGCAGCUGAAUGUGACGGCAACGAGGUUGCGUGACGGUCUGCGCUUCAACCACUCCUCACUGAAGGAAGCCAUCGGGUACCUCAUACAUGAGACUUCACAGGCAGAGACCUUCCUAAACCGACAGGGGCUGGAUGUCAUACAAACCCUAAUCCAAGACUUCGCGAAGGUCGUAGCCCAAAGACUGAACGAGUACCUGGACAUGGUGAGCCACGCGGCCGAGCACGACGUGGGUUAUUGCGCGCCCGUGUCCAACGCCUUCAACGCCACGAGGGAUGCGGCUUGCAAGAAAAUACUUAUGCCCGUGAACGGGUACUGGAUGGCGCUGGCGUGGUGCGUGCUGCUGCUGGCGCCGCUCCUGGCGGCGGCGCAGCGCCUGGCGCGCCUGUACCGCCACGUCGACCCCUACCCCGGCCCGCUGCAGGAGGCCGAGUAUUUGUAUGACGCGUUCGCGGACCGCGAUAACGUACCCCUUGCCAACGCCUACAAGGCAGAGAAGCGCGCGGGGCGAGACGCGCGGCGCGGGGCCGGGGCCGGGGGCGGCGGGGGCGGGGGCUCGGGCGCGCGGGAGGAGGCGCGCGGCGCCGCGCUGGCCGCGCCCCUCGACGCACACCACGCGCGCAGAUAUAAUGAUAUGGCGCCAAAGCACUGGGAAGAAGGCCCUCCCCGCUACCACGGACCCACUGAGUACGAGCGCCCCCCUCCCUACUACUAUCCCGGACCAAAUGAUAGACAGUAAACUGGCCCUCACGGAACUAGACGACCUGCUGAAGUACUGAGACCGCUCCGCGCGGACCUGAGAACGAAAAGGUUAUAACUACCAUAAGUAAUGAGCGAUUUGAACUCUAUGCGGUUCGCGCAAGACUCAAUUUAAAACGAAAGUUGGUAAGAGCCUUUGAAGUUCUUAUAGAGUAUUUUUCCAAUAUAGCCAAGCCUAAACUAAACUAUAUCUAUAUUAUUACCUACUUUGACAUAUGACAUAUUCAUUAUAAAAAAAAUAUAGAUUAUGCAACGAUGACAUAUUUGAUAAGAAAUAAUGCGGAAGGCAACCUUCUUUAAUCUUUAUACAUUGGUGGGAAGAAACUUUGUGCCCAUCUAAUUUGAUUUUAAAUGUGGAAAAGGUAAUAAUAUAGAUAUUUAGAAUGGCAUUCCAUUUAGGUCUCCCUUAAGGGGAUGUCCCCAUAGUUAGUUGUUGCAAGUUCUUCGUCUAUAGGUUAAAUAAUGAAAUAGUAUGUAACUUAAGUGACCACACACAAAAGUAACUGGUUUAAGGCCGACAUAGAUGGAGCAAUUUGUUGUACAAUUUACGUACACACGUUUAACAAUCGUUGCCGUAAUAUUUAUGAAGACCUGUAGCGCCAUGUAGUUUAGCUGUGUGUAACCUAUGACUCAUAAAUUCAAAAUAUAAAAACAUACGACAUCACAACAAUAUCUAAGUAUCACAAAUCUUUUCUUAGUUCCCAGUACAACAUUGAAUAAUAAGAUAUUAAAAUUUCAAGGUUUAAGUUAUGCAUUGUCUGACAUAAAGUUGCUUUAUAUAUCGUCAGUUGACAGCUAAAACGCACUGAUUGCAUAAUGGUACAUUACGAUACAAGUGCGAAAAAUAGGAAAUUCGCAACGACAAUUUAAAACAACACCGACACGACUAUUCGCACAUGUAUCGUACAAACUUUUAUAGUACAUAUGGCCCUUUUAAUUUUCGCCAUAGUUACGUAAUGUCCUAAUUAUUGCACUAGUGCAGUAAAGUACCAUAUGUACUGUAACAGUUAAACAAAAAUCAGCCUUGUUUUGUUAUAACACUUCACUAGGCUCUGAUUUUGUGAUAGUAAUUACUAAGCUUUGGUUGACACUCGACGAUAUUUAGACUGCAACAUCUUACUGCGUCUAUAAGCGGCCUAAAUAGUUUACUGUUGUGUCGUGGACAAGUCUGCCAACUGUCAUGUCUCAUGUGUCAUGACUGUCAAGUCUGUACUGUGAAUGUGAUGGUCGGAACUUUAAUUAUACAAUUUUAGUGUUAACGAGUCGGUCCGUCUAGCCGGAGUCACACAGUAACUGCCAUAAAACGACUGUCAUUUAGUAUUUUUUACCGUUUGAGAACGCUUUAAUUUAUAACGAAAUGCGCACAACUUGAUACUUGGUAGGUGCGUCUGCAAUUCCACGUUCACACAUUCUGCGUUCCACAGAGCAAGCAGAAUUCACAUAUCGUCGGUUUAAGUCUCAAACUUCUUAAUAGCAUGUUUGUAGGAGAUUUGCGACCUUAGCUUUUAAUAUUUAAAGUUUAAUAUCGUUAACCAAGGGAUGAAAGGCACUCGACUGUCGAGAGCGCCAAUAGUCCGAAACUGAAAUGGUGCCUUUCAUCCAAGGCGCGGAAGCGAUUUUAAAAAUAGCGGUAAAUACCGGUUUAUUACGGUUUAACUCCGAACAUAAGAACGCGAACGUUUUAUGAACUUUAUUGUAACCUAAAUAAACUGGUUUAUUCGACGAGCGAAUAUAAGAAGAAACCGGUUUUAUUAUUCUAAACCGGUUAAUUUAACAGGAACUUUGUGAAAAUUUUCUCCUAAAAAUCGGUUUAAAAUAACGGUUUUGCGAACGAAACCAAAUUUAAAGGACUUGCGCCAAGUACAUGAUAACGGUUUGGAAAUUUAACCGGUUUCCGAGGCUUGCUUUCACCCCUUGGUUAACAAUCUACUAUUGAACUUUAAGUAUUGUAAGCUAAGGUCGCAAAUCUCUUACAUGGAUAUAAUUAUAUUAAUACGUUCGUCGAAAAAUUGCUACCGGCCGCCGAUCAUUGGUCAUUUGUCUCGCCACUCGCGCGCAUAUGUAUAGUAAUUUCAAGGUGAAGUUUUCAAGACCUUUGUGGUGCUGCCACCUAUUGGGAAACGCAAGUAAGACUUAAAGGUUGUGGACGUACGUAAAUCAAUCUGAUUUGAAAAAUACACGAGCACAUAAUCAUGACAGGCCGUCCCAUGAAAUAAACGUUUUGAAAACAUUAAAAAUGAAAUAAGCACACUGUAAACGCUUAAGUAAUGCGCAUUUCGUUUUUGGCAAACUUGCCGCACAAAUAUUGGGAAUUUUGAGUUAUUCUCGAAUAUGAAUUAAUUAUAAGUAAUCUAAUUUAAUCGCUACAAUGAUUUGUUAUGAAAAAGACAAUAUCGCCAAACUUUGUAUUGUGAACGCACCGUGGCACCGCUUAUGUUAGUAAUUAGUGUUAUUUUAGACGAGCACUGUUUUAAACAGCUUAAGAGCAAUGAAAACUGGUAAGCUUUGGAUAUAUAUUUAUUCAAAGUAAUCCUUUUUCAAUAGGCUGGUCCACACAGCCAGCAUACGCGCGAGGCAAUUUCCUUGGCCGAGGCACGUCUACACUGGCCGUUUUGUGCGGAAAUUGCCUCGCGCGUAUGCUCGCUCUAUGUGGUCCCGCCUGAUGCCCGUUUCAUUUUCAGGCAAAAGGUUUUCGGUUCGGUAAAGAUGCAUUUAGAAAUCGUCUUUAUCGACAUCUAAGUGUCUUUUGCCUGUGAACAUCACUUAAAUAACAAAAUAAGUGGUGCAUCGGUGCUAGACUCCUAUUUAACCACGCAAAGUCAUAUAUCAACAUCUCUCGCUUGUAUCUGAUGAUGCGUUGUACAAAGUUCGGAACCGCUUUAUAAAAUACCGGUUUAUUUCGGUUUUCCCCCGACCUUUUAUAAGAACGCGAACAUUUUAAGAACUAUAUUGUAACCUAAUAAAACGGUUUUUCGAGCGAAACCGAAAUUAAAAUAUUUUGCGCCAAGCACCGGUUUGGAAAUUUAAUCGGUUUCUGAGCCUUGGCGUUACAGAGAGAUUGUGAUUUGUGUGUGUCGAAUGGAAGUCUGUGAAGAGAUUCGAUGCAUUUAUUAAUAAGAUUAGUAUACUCGGCCGUCGGCCGCUACUCAUUUAUUGUUACUGUAAGCUAGCGGCCCGCGUCUGGCGAAUCAUAGAGAAUUUACGCAACUACAUAUUAGUGACAUCACGAAUUUUAAUCUAUGGUCGUCAGUACGUUUGAUCAUCGCUCGAUAACUCUUUGAAUUACAGUUAACUUUUGGUUAUAGAGUUAGACCAAGAUACAGACAGUGCAAGUGUUAUUUUAAACAUCUAUCAAAUUAUGACGUUUACUUAACACUUGCACAGGCUGGGCUAUCUAAAUCGCUGCAAUCUUAGCUUGGUCUGACUCUAAUGUGUUUCCUGUUUCCGAAAUGGUAUGAAUUUUGGUACUAGGAAAUAUUCAUUUUAAACAAAAAAGUUACUGUGUCUAAAUUAAGGACGCUAAACACGAAGAAUUUCGUCAAUUGACCACCCAUUUACUAUCUUUAUCGCGCGCGCCUAACUAUAUCGCUGUCCCGCUCGCACAGUGGCAUAAAAUGACAGCAAUAUACGCCCGGCAUGAACAGCCGGUAAUAUGGGACGGCAAUAUACGCCCGUGCGAUAGAGAUGGAAAAGCGGUCUUAUAUGGCGGUGUAAGAAAUUCAUCGUGCUUUAUAGAAAAGUCCUCAGCGAUGGUUGUAAGUGGUAAAUCUAAGAAGUCUAGUGAGUUUGUAUUUUACAAGUAAAGAAUCUUAGAAUCCGCUCGUCUGUGGGCGAGGAUAGGUUAUUUAGUUAAUUAUUUGGUGAUUAUCCAUUAUUAGUAAGUGAUUUUUUAAUUGUUGACUCGGUGCGAGAGAGUGCAAAUUUUUAUUUAGGUGUAUUAAAUGUGUCAUAUUGUAUUCGUUAGUUAGGUUAGAGACGGAUAAAAAGUCUGCCAAACUCGAUAUGAAGUUGCUUAAAUUAUGUUGUAGAUGGCACCUCUUUUGCCUUUGUAAAAGUAUGUCAAGUAUGUCAUGUUUUUAUUCUUGGUUUAAGCCACUAGAUGGCGCAAUAUCGCGCGCCAGAUCUGUAGGCAUUAAUUGUUUUCGUUUUCGAUUCAUGUCACAAGAUAGCAGAGUCUCCAAUACGCACAGUCUCUAUAAAUAAUUAUCACGUAAAACAAACCCAGAAACUUUUUUCUGGGUUCGGGUAUAAUUAUCACGUAAAACAAACCCAGAAACUU
Molecule: messenger RNA, 7518 nt
Organism: Cydia pomonella (codling moth)
Lineage: Eukaryota; Metazoa; Arthropoda; Insecta; Lepidoptera; Tortricidae
Product: prominin-like protein
Exons: 21
Coding region: 367-3219 (950 amino acids)
Cellular component (GO): membrane
Source: RefSeq, a predicted model, not a curated record